Molecule: messenger RNA, 3736 nt
Organism: Arvicola amphibius (Eurasian water vole)
Lineage: Eukaryota; Metazoa; Chordata; Mammalia; Rodentia; Cricetidae
Gene: Znf438
Product: zinc finger protein 438
Exons: 7
Coding region: 1054-3456 (800 amino acids)
Biological process (GO): regulation of transcription by RNA polymerase II
Cellular component (GO): nucleus
Molecular function (GO): sequence-specific DNA binding; DNA-binding transcription factor activity, RNA polymerase II-specific
Source: RefSeq, a predicted model, not a curated record
CGCGGGCGGGCAGAAGUGGGACUGCGCAAGGGCCCAUGGGAGAGUUGACCCUGUGACCCUGGCGGAGAACCCCUGGGCCUCUUGAGGAGAACAAGUUUCUGUUACCAAACGUGCACAAGUUUUAGUGACCAGGUGAGGGGAGGAAGGCAGUGUCUUGCGGAAGGACUACGUAAGAACCCUUCCGUCCGCCCCAAGCCCGGGCGAGAAUCUGAGUUGUUCUCGUGGGUCUCCCCCCCUCCCGUGGACCCGGGACCUUCUCGCCUCAGGGGCUGUGUGAAGAUGGUGAAGAGUAGCCGCCUAGGCGCGCCGGUCUGCGAAGCCCACGGGCACGAGGCGGCUGGCCGUGUGCGCUUGCGCGCCGCUCUGGGCAGGGCGGGACGGGGCGUCUCCCGCCGCUCGCUGGAGGCGGGGCCUGGGCCGGUGCACCGCGCCCGCGGGCUGACCUCGUUGAACGCCUGCCCGUGACGUCACCCCGCCGUGACGCGUACGCAGUAGGAAAACUCCUGGCAACUUCAGCAGUAAUUUCAGCCAGUUUGCAUUUAAUGGAAGAAGACCAUUGUCUGCUCAUGUACAUGUCUAAUGCAUAAUAGUUUAUAUUCUUUAAAGUCGAUUGGUCAAAUAUAUUUGAAUGAUGACUCUCCAAGGCCCUUGGAGUAAUGGGAUCAAGACAGAUGUGAACCCUGCCCUUGUGGAGUCUUGAGUCUGCUGAGGAAGAUACACAUUAAAUUACAUCAAUAUAAGUAUGAUCUGUAUUGGGAGAAGAGAACUAAAUUGUACAAGGGUGAUAUAGCGUCUCAGAACUUCAGCUCAUCUGGGUCCCUAAGCUAUAACUCACGUGUUUCAAGAGAAACCCCAGACAUUCCAUGUGCUCCCCAUAUUCUUUCUCCUACUCCUUCACUCCUGUUUGCUGCUCUCACUCUGAUAGUGUUCAUGUAUACCUGGCCUUGGAGAACACAACAAUCAGUGGCCUUGCUUUUUCAAUCUCCAAGAGAAUUUAAGAAUUCCUAUGUAAUUUUGUGAUGAAAAGUUACUGUUCAAGUCACAUACAUCAUAAUGCGGAAUUCUUCAUCAGUACCACCAAAAGAUGAAGAUGAAUCAAACAUUCCUUCUGGAACAGCACAGAGUGGGAAAAGUUUACAGAAUAAGAGUCAGUUUAGGACCAUCGCACCAAAAAUUGUGCCUAAAUUCUUAACAUCCAGAGUGAUACCCUGUCCUUCCUCACUUUCUGACCAAGGGAGUCUGGCUCUAACCUCCAAGCCCCUGGGCAUACCCACCCAGAACUAUGCUCUGAUGCAGGUGGCCGGCCAGGAGGGGACGUUUUCUCUUUUUGCUUUGCCGAAUGUUGCCUCAGCUCAGCCAAUUCAGAAACCCAGAUUGCCCCUGCAUGAAAACCUUAAACUGCCUAUUCCUCGAUACCAACCACUAAGUAACAAAGGGUUAAGAAAGAAAGAGGACCUGAACUCUCCCAAGAGUAGCUGGAAUGAACCUCCUGGACCACCGCAGACAUGCCAAAUGUCCCCUUCCCCACAAGCCCGUCCUGAACUGCCUCACAAGACCAGCCCGUUGAAGCCAAUGCCCACUUUAAACCCUUACCCCACCAUCAAGACAGCUACACUGACUGGUAGUAUUGGCCCAGGAGAUUUGAAUUCUCUAGUGACCAACAGUUGUAGAGACCUGAAGCUUCCUGCCAUCCCAGCGUGCUCUACCAAGGAUUCCUCUUUCCCAAAGAAUCUCUCAGCAAUCAUGCAGAAGGCAGACUGUGCCAAGAAGGAGGUGCCCACUAGUCCUGCUGUUGCUGGUGAAGAGCAUAAAGAGCAGGUGGCUCCUGCACACACUGUCUUCAGCAGUGUGAUUCAGUUGGUCUCUUUAGUACCGAAGGGUAAACUGCCCAUCCUACCUUUCUCAAGAAUGAAAGCCACAGAGGUGGACAAAGUGGAAUCAGAUGCUGAUUAUGCCAAAUUAUCUUCAUCUGGAUGCAGGGCACACUGUGAUGAAAGACUGUCCAUCACAGAAAGAUUUGAUGCAGCCACCACAUUACCCAGCAAGAUAACUGCUCUGCAUGGGCCAAACCAGAGUGGUUAUGAAAGUGCCUUCUGUCCUGUCAGCAAAUUAGAUCUCAGCCACAAAGUAAAACCAAGUAGUGGGGCACCAAAGAAAAGAGGAAGAAAAUGGAAAGUGCCAGAUGAGAUUUUAGCAUUGCAGGGCAAAAGGAGGAAAUACAUUAUUGGUCUGUGUGGAGAUGGUGUAGAAAGGGGGAGAAGCAGUCCCCAAGAACCCAGAGACCAGAAGCCCAAGGCUGCUUCAAGAAAAUAUCGUAGUAUCAUGCCUAAGCCUGUGAUUGUCAUGUCUGCUUGGGCACCCUUGGCAUCUUCUGCAGCUGCCCUGCAGUCCCCAACUCCCAGCAGCCUCAGUCAGGGUAUUUUGCUGAACAAUGCACUGCCUCCAAGAUGUCUUGGCUCCAAGCAAAGUGACAGCCCUGCCACUAAGCCCAGUUCUGUGCUCAGAAACAGAUUCUCUGGCAUUAAGAAGCCCUGGCACAUGUGUCCUGUCUGUAACCACCACUUCCAGUUCAAACACCACCUUCUAGACCACAUGAAUACGCACACCAACAGACGGCCUUACAGUUGUGGGAUCUGUCGUAAAGCCUACGUCCGUCCUGGCAGCCUGAGCACACAUAUGAAACUUCACCAUGGGGAAAAUCGCCCUAAGAAACUAGUGUGCUGUGAGUUUUGUGCAAAAGUGUUUGGUCAUGUCCGAGUCUAUUUUGGCCAUCUGAAGGAGGUGCACAGGGUUGUGAUCAGCACAGAGCCCUCCUCCAGUGAGCUGCAGGCAGGAGACACAUCAAGGAGCAAGGACAGAGAUGCCUGUGUGCAAGCACCUGAUGGCCCACUGGAGAGGGAAACCAAGUCAAGUUUGGAAGAAGAUUUCCUUCUCAACCAGGCAGAUGAAGUCAAGUUGCAAAUCAGAUGUGCCCGUUGUCAGAUCACUGCUCAGUCUUUUGCUGAAAUUAAGUUCCAUUUGCUUCACGUUCAUGGGGAAGAAGUACAGGGCCGGCUUCAGGAGGUGUUCUUACCAGGCAGCAGGCCCAGUGCUCCCCACCAGAAGCAGCACACUGAGAAAAGGAAGGAAGUGAAGCCUUGUGCCUCUGCGGAGGACUCCCCAGCGUUUCCUAAUGUGAAAAGACAGCCACCCCCUCAUCAGAACAGGGAGGAACUGUGGGCAGAAAGUGAAGGUGCCCAGUGGGGAAUGAACAGCCCACAGCAUCCCACCAGGCUUCUCUGGUCCCAUUCAGGCUUUAACUGCCUGCUCUGCGCCCAGAUACUGGGGAGGAAGGAGGACCUGCUUCUUCACUGGGUGCACCAGCACAACUGUGAGGAGCCCGCCAGACUCUGGGCUCUCCUGGGUGUGUUCUCUCACCAGGGAGCUCCUGAGUUCCCCAGUGAAGUAAGGCAGUGACACUGAGGCCACCAGCUAAAGAGAUGUCACACUGUGGCCCCUCUGUCAUGUUCUGUUCCUGUUAGUAUUUAAUUAUAAGGAUCCAGUACUCCAGGGCCAGCACCAGUGUCCAGAGGUAAUUUUUGUGCAUAGUUUUAUUUUCUUAAGAAAUGAAGUAUGUGCCCUGGAUGCAUUUUCUAACAUAUAUUGUCUCACCUUAAAACUCCAUGCAUUCUCUAAUAUUGUAGACUCUUUAUCUCAUAAUAAAUAAAAGAUUCAAAUUAAGAAAUUAAAAUGUAAA